Pundamilia nyererei is the source of this 1092-nucleotide messenger RNA. Its product is annotated as putative golgin subfamily A member 6-like protein 6. The coding region runs from base 10 to 1092 and encodes 360 amino acids. Lineage: Eukaryota; Metazoa; Chordata; Actinopteri; Cichliformes; Cichlidae. The record is from RefSeq and is a predicted model, not a curated record. The transcript has a single exon.
UCAAAGGAAAUGAUUAACAGCGAGCUUGAACAGUACAAAGAAAAUAUAAGAGAGCAGGAUCAACUGAAAGAAAAACAAAACCAAGAUGAUGAACAGAAAGCGCAGAAACUCAGGAAGCUCCAAGAAGAAUACAACCAAGAAAAAGACAAAUAUGAACGUGAAAAAGAAAAAGAGGAUGAAAUCAAAAUAGAACAAGAAGAGAAACUAAAAGAGUUGGAGGAAAACUAUAAGAAAGAAAUUGAAAGCAUGCAGGAAGACAUGGAGAAGUUUAAAGAAGAGGCCAGACAAACAGCUGAAGAGUUCAACGAAUUCAGAGAAAAAAAUGAAGCUGUGAUAGAAAAACUCAUGGAGGAGGUGACGGAUCUAAAGGAGCAACAUCAGAAAGACCUGCUGGGAAAAAUGGAGGAAUAUGAAAGAUUAAAGGAUCUGUCAGACUACAAAGAAAGUCUGAAGCAGGAAAUAGAUGUUCUGCAGGGUAAACAUAAAUCAGAAAUGGCUGAUUUAGUCCUGAUGCUCCUGAGUCAAAAGCAGGAAAACAAGAAAAAAAUUACAAGUAUGCAGGAAUCACACAGAAAAGAGGAAGAGAAGCUUAAAAAGGAUCUUUCAAAUGAGAAAAAGGAAGAAGAGAAGGAAGCAAUUGGCAAACUAAAGAAGAAACAAAGAGAAAAAAUGAAAGGAUUCAGGAAACAGCUUUUGACCCAAAACAAAGACGACUGGGAGACAGAAAGGAGAAAGCUGUCCAUCCAACAUGAAAAAGAAAUUUGUGAUUUGAAGCAAACUCUUUUAACAAAGCAGCAACAAAAUAAAAAGGAAAAAUUGGGUAAACUAAAAGAAGAACACGAGCAAAAACUGGACAAUUUCAAACAAAAGCUUCUGAAAGAAAAUGAAAAAAAUGAGAAAGAACAACUUGAUGAGCUGCAGAAGAAACAGGAAAAAGAAAUUAAUGAACUAAAACAGAAACUCGGGACCCAAGAUGACGACAGUACCAGGAAGGAACUGGAAGAAAUGCAGAAAAAACACGAAACAGAAAUUAAUGCGCUGAAAGAAAAACUUCUGACUACAGACAAGAAACAGCCCUGCUUUGUCUCAUGA